Macroventuria anomochaeta is the source of this 840-nucleotide messenger RNA. RefSeq lists its product as uncharacterized. The coding region runs from base 214 to 675 and encodes 153 amino acids. NCBI's taxonomy places the organism in Eukaryota, Fungi, Ascomycota, Dothideomycetes, Pleosporales, Didymellaceae. The transcript has a single exon. The record is from RefSeq and is a predicted model, not a curated record.
CCCAUUUACCACGAGCAGAGGAAUAAAUGACCGGCCUGGUGGUCUAGUGGUAUGAUUGUCGCUUCGGGUCGCUUAUUCGCCCGAGAUAUUGUAUAUCUUGCAUGUGACAGGCCCCGGGUUCGAAUCCCGGCCAGGCCCGUUGAAUUUUUGCAGUUUUUGAGGAUGUUUUUAAACUCUUUACCGAAGGCUGAGGAACAUUCGAAACCAUAAACCAUGCUUAGUUUUUACUUUGGAAAGCCAAUUUUAUGUCCUGUGGCUUCGAAAUACGUAAAUACUGCCGAAAAUCCCGAAUCACACUCAGUGAUCGUCAAGGUCGAAGAUUCUCGAGACAUACUACCGAAACUCCCAGAUUUAAUUCCGAAUCACUAUUCGACCUCGAUUCAUAGCCAGCGUGUUUUUUGCGGCAUCAUUUCUCCAUUUCUUUUGGUCUUUUGGUUGUGCUGGGCGAUCCCACCAAUGAGCACCACACUCGGUACCACCACACACGCAACAUCAAAACAUGGUCUUGACCUGCAAAGGGAAGCUCUUAUUAACAACAGUAAACAUUGGUUGAAGCAACCCGACCAUCUAGAUCUCCGAUAUCGAUUGCUGGGCACAACCACGAGACAUGGCCGGCUGCAGCAUCGCGGCCACUUUUCUACAAUGGAUUUGAAUGCCAACAACAUAAACGAAUGAAUCUUGGGCUCAACUUUGUUGGGAAGCCAUAUCGCAGACUAUUAAUUAUGGUCUUAACAUAGAACCUGGUCAAACUCUGGACCUUGGAAAGCUAGCAUCUAGCUGAAAAAUAUUUUUUAAUUGCAGCACUGCACCCAAACUUGUAGCAGCAGCACUCAAUCGACG